Molecule: messenger RNA, 178 nt
Organism: Symbiodinium necroappetens
Lineage: Eukaryota; Dinophyceae; Suessiales; Symbiodiniaceae
Source: the annotation of a GenBank genome assembly
AUGAUUGACAGCCGCAAGGAGGAGGCUGCAGCCGACCAGACAAAGAAGGCUUAUUGCGAUGAGGAGAAGGCCAAGACGAAGGAGAAGGUGGACGACCUCACCAGCACCAAGGAGAAGCUGUCGGCCAAGGCCGAAGAGCGCUCGCCAGACGGCCUCAGCAAAAUACAUCUAAUGGAAG